AUGGCGGAGCUCCCACUUGGCUCGCCAAGGAGUGCGACGCCGCCAGAUUCCCACGUCGACUCGCAAACACCGACCCCUCAAGCCUCGACCGAGCCAUCAUCACCUUUAUUUCCACAGUUGCAAAAUACAGAAGAGACCAAUGGCGAUCUCAAGUCUGCCAAGUCGACGGCCAAAGGCGGCACCGGCGCAUCUACGCUAGGUGGUGGUGGAGAGGCUGCGUCUGUGGAUGAUUACGAUGGCGACCCGGCCGUUGCAGAACCUAUUAUGCGCACGGCGAGCCCCGAACCGAGCAUACGGACAGCAGAGACAUCUGGCGGCGUGAUAACGCAGGAGAGCGGGGAUCUACGCUCCGAAAAUGGUCGCUGUGAAGAAAAGGCUGUCGGCGAGGGGCCCGCCGCCGCCACCGCCAGCAACAACGAGGACGAGCCCACGUCCGACAGGCUCUUAUACAAGAUGCACAAGUUUAGUCUAUACGAGACGGCGAGCCGCUACUACGUGGUCGGUGUCGACGUCAGCGAGCGGCGGUACCGCAUCCUCAAAAUCGACCGCACGACCGAGGGCGGCGAGGAGCCCAGCAUGACCGACGACAAGAUUGUGUACACGCUCAAGGAAAUGAACCAGCUUCUCGACACCAUCGACGACGGCAACAAGGGCACCGGAGGCAUUAAGCUGCGCUGCACGACGUGGGGCCUGCUGGGCUUCAUCCGCUUCACGGGCUGCUACUACAUGCUGCUCAUCACUAAGAAGAGCACCGUCGCCAUGGUAGGCGGUCACUACAUCUACCAAGUCGAGGGCACGGAGCUGAUCCCGCUUGGGACGGGCAGGUCGUCGAAGCCGGAGGCGAGGAACAACAGCGCCGAAGAAACGCGUUUCCUGUCCAUUUUUAACAGCCUAGAUCUGACGAGGUCUUUUUACUAUAGCUACUCGUAUGAUGUCACGCAUACGCUACAGCGAAACAUUAUGCGGGAGAGAGCAAGCAUGGCACAGGGUGUUGAUUCUAAAACACACGAGGAGCUGAAUUCCAUGUUUGUGUGGAACAACUACCUGCUGAAACCGAUUGCAGCCGUCAUCAAGGAUCCGUUUGACUGGUGUCAUCCAAUCAUUCAUGGAUAUGUCGAUCAGGCUGCCUUGUCCAUAUAUGGCCGCACGGCAUACAUUACCGUCAUUGCUAGGCGGUCACGCCACUUUGCCGGCGCGCGCUUCUUGAAGCGUGGCGCAAAUGAUUUAGGCUACGUCGCCAACGACGUCGAAACCGAGCAAAUCGUGGCAGAAUGCCAGACGACAUCGUUCCAUGCGCCCGGACCACGGCCAUACUGCAGUCCGCAUUACACAUCCUAUGUGCAGCAUCGCGGCAGUAUACCACUCCACUGGACGCAGGACAGUACUGGCGUUACACCGAAGCCGCCCAUUGAACUCAACCUCGUCGAUCCCUUUUACAGUGCUGCGGCCCUGCACUUUGACGACCUUUUUCAGCGGUAUGGGGCCCCCGUUUACGUGCUCAACCUCGUCAAGGCCAAAGAACGCCAGCCGCGAGAGUCGAAGCUCCUCGACGAGUACACCCACUGCAUCAACUACCUCAACCAGUUCCUGCCCGACGGCAAGAAGAUUAUCCACAAGGCCUGGGACAUGAGCCGUGCUUCCAAGGUGCGCGGCGGCGACGUCAUUGGCAACCUGGAAAAGAUUGCCGACAGCGUUCUCGAGGCGACGGGCUUCUUCCAAAACGGCGACGGCGUCUUCUCCGCGCCCCUGACGGCGCAAAACGGCGUCGCGCGCACAAACUGCAUCGACUGCCUGGACCGCACCAACGCCGCGCAGUUUGUCAUUGGCAAGCGCGCCUUGGGCCAUCAGCUUCACGCGCUGGGCAUCCUGCAGGACACGACCAUUGAGUACGACACGGACGCGGUCAACUUGUUCACGCACAUGUGGCACGACCACGGCGACACCAUUGCGGUGCAGUACGGGGGAUCGCAGCUCGUCAACACCAUGGAGACGUACCGCAAGAUUAAUCAAUGGACGAGCCACUCGCGCGACAUGAUUGAGAGCUUCAAGCGCUACUACAACAACUCGUUUCUCGACAACCAGCGGCAGGAGGCGUACAAUUUGUUUCUGGGCAACUACGUCUACAAGGCGGGGCGGCCGAUGCUGUGGGAUCUCACGACAGACUACUACCUGCAUCAUUCGAAUCCGCGAGACUGGUCGCCAAACAAUAUUAGAAGCUACAUAAACUGGUUCAACCCGGCGAAUCUACAGGCCAAGAACGCAGGCAAUGCGCUGGUUCCGCUACGAAGCACACCUGUGACGAAGCCAGUCGAAUUCUUUGAUGAUUACUGGCUCGAAUACUACCGUCCGUCGACGUUGUCAUCGUUUCCCAAAAUGUUUGCCUUUAAAAUGAACUCGACCAUCAAGUAUAUCCCCAUUAAAUCCACUCAAGAUGGGAAAUACGACCUCAGUCCGUUCCGCGUACGCAACGAGCAGCACGACGUCGACGCCGACAAGAGGAAAGCGGCCAAGAAGAAUGCUGCAGCACCAAACAAAGCAUCAAUCUCACCCCUCUCACAAGUCGCAGUGUCAGACGACGGGAGGUCCUCCAUGGCUUCGGACAGAGCGCCACCCCGGGGCAUGUCGCUCGGUCGCUGGCUGCACCCAACGCAGGAGAGGACGCUCGGCCUGGUCAGCGCCAUGGACACGGUCAACGAGCUGGACGUCGCCGGCGCCGCCAAGACGAAGCCGACGGCCCUGGAAAAGUCGACGGCAGAGCAAUGGACGUUUACCAAAGCUCUAAAGGACUCGCUGAACCCGUCCGUCGACCAGCACGAGGCCGACGACUAUGCGCGCUACAUUCACCACCCCCAAAAUCUGCCGUUGGUGGUCUCGAGCGAUACGCCCGUGGACAUGGACUCGUCCGAGUACCAAGACUACAUCCACGGCGGGUGGCAGGACCGCGGCCUCUUCUUCAGCGGCAGCGAGGAGGAGAUGGACCUCUACGCGGAGCUGCUCAAAAUCGGUGAGAAUCCGCUGACGGUGACGGAAGAGGAUGCGCCAAAGAAGAGAUACAAGGCCUACAGGAAGUGGCUGAGGGGCAAGUCCUUCUUCAAGCAGCAGCCCCUUGACUGA
Beauveria bassiana ARSEF 2860 is the source of this 3114-nucleotide messenger RNA. Its product is annotated as polyphosphoinositide phosphatase. NCBI's taxonomy places the organism in Eukaryota, Fungi, Ascomycota, Sordariomycetes, Hypocreales, Cordycipitaceae. Gene Ontology annotation, molecular function: phosphatidylinositol-3,5-bisphosphate 5-phosphatase activity. Gene Ontology annotation, biological process: phosphatidylinositol dephosphorylation. The record is from RefSeq and is a predicted model, not a curated record. The coding region runs from base 1 to 3114 and encodes 1037 amino acids. Gene Ontology annotation, cellular component: intracellular membrane-bounded organelle. The transcript has a single exon.